AUGGUCAAAAGACGGAGAAAGACAAGAACCCACUUGAAAGGCCCGAUCAACAAUUCACAAACGGAUGCACGGGCACCUAAGAGUUUCGUGAUUCGUGGUGGUCGCGUGGGCAAAAGUGUGUCGACGCUUGUGCGAGAUGUGCGUCGAGUCAUGGAGCCGAACACGGCUGCGAGGCUUCAAGAGCGCGAUAAAAACAAGCUGCGAGACUUUUUGACCAUGGCAGGACCACUGGGCGUUUCACACAUGCUCAUAUUUAACCAAACAGAUGCCGGUAUCAAUAUGCGUGUGUUGCGAUGCCCGCGAGGACCAACAGUGACAUUUCGCGUCAAUAAGUAUGCGCUCGUGAGCGAUAUCAUGCAUAGUUCUCGACGUCCUAGUGCGCCAGGAUCGGAAUUCACGACUCCACCCCUGCUUGUACUUAACAAUUUUGGCGGACAAGAGCGCCAUCUAAAAUUGCUUGUCUCUGUCUUUCAAAACAUGUUUCCACCUUUGCAUGUGCACUCCAUGCGUCUAUCGCAAGUACGACGCGUCGUGCUAUUGAAUUACAAUGCUGAUACCAAGACGAUCGACUGGCGUCAUUACCAGAUUUCUGUCCGACCUGUCGGUGUGUCGCGCUCCGUGCGUCGCGUGAUCGAGGGAUCGACGCGUCCCUCUGCUGUAUCGUCUGGCAGUGUGUCUGGCUAUGGUGGCGAGCAUCGACGACAUGGACGUGCGCUUGUCAAUCUUGGUAAUGCUACUGAUAUUGCCGAGUAUGUCAUGCGAGGAAGCCAGGCGACAGGCGGCGAAGACACCGAUACAAGUGAGGCUGAGUCGGAAGCGGAGGACAUGGCCGAUCCACAGAACUCUGUCGAGCUUUCACAGCAGUAUUUGGGACGAGGCAAUGCGGCCCACUCACAGCGCGCCGUUCGUCUGCGCGAAAUUGGGCCGCGCAUGGAGUUGCGUCUCGUCAAAGUCGAGGAAGGUCUCAAUGGCAGCUCGGUCUUGUACCAUGACUAUGUGCAUAUGAGCGCAGCUGAAGUCGCGAAGCAAACACGGGAUAUUACAGCCAAGAGGCAGCUUGCUGCUGAGCGCCGCGCUGAGCAGGAACGGAAUGUUGAAAGGAAGAAGCAGGCAAAGCAGACACACAAGGCUGCCUCUUUGGCAGGUCAAAACGGUGGUGAUGGUGGAGCGUGGGAAGACGAAGAUGAUUACAGCGAUAAGGACAACGAUGUAGAAGGCCAUGAAGGCAGCGAUGACGAUGAAUUCGCCUAUGAGGACGCUGCAGCAGGCGCGCCAGCGAAUAACAAUGAUAUUGCUCAGGAUAUUCUCGCUAGUGACGAAGAACUUUUUGACGAGGAUGAUGAUGAGGAGGAAGACGUGGCUGAGCAUGCACCUGACUCGGACGAAGAAGACGAUAGUGAUCUGGACCCCAUUCCUCUGGGCCAAGUCGAGUAUGACGAGCCUGUCACAUCGAAGCAUCGUGCACCGUCAAAGAAAUCGAAGCGCCAACGUUCAUAG
Malassezia globosa CBS 7966 is the source of this 1497-nucleotide messenger RNA. RefSeq lists its product as uncharacterized. NCBI's taxonomy places the organism in Eukaryota, Fungi, Basidiomycota, Malasseziomycetes, Malasseziales, Malasseziaceae. Gene Ontology annotation, biological process: ribosomal large subunit assembly; rRNA processing. Bases 1 to 1497 code for a protein of 498 amino acids. Gene Ontology annotation, molecular function: rRNA binding. Gene Ontology annotation, cellular component: preribosome, large subunit precursor. The transcript is spliced from 4 exons. The record is from RefSeq and is a predicted model, not a curated record.